Molecule: messenger RNA, 1158 nt
Organism: Oldenlandia corymbosa var. corymbosa
Lineage: Eukaryota; Viridiplantae; Streptophyta; Magnoliopsida; Gentianales; Rubiaceae
Source: the annotation of a GenBank genome assembly
AUGACUACAAUUACCAAUCUUUGUCCGCCAAUUCUUCCCGCAAAAUCUAUUCCUCAUCUUAACCUCAUUUCUUGGUCUUCGUUAGCCUGUAAUCCCAUCCAUUUUGGGAGCAAGAAAAGAGAGCCGAGGUUGCCAUCAGUUGCUUCGGUCUCCUGCCCGCCUCUAGAUGCAGGGUAUUUAGAGAAUGAGUUUGGCAGCCAGGGGAAUGGAGUCUCUUUUUCCAAUCUAGGUGACGAUUGCAUUGUGAAAAUGGAAAUGGAAAACGGGAGUGUGGCUCGUCUUAUGCUUCCAGGUGGGCUCAUCACUUCCUACAAAGCCUCCAUGUGGCAUGGAGGAACCAUGGAGUUACUGCACACCUCUGUCUCGGAAGGGGACAACGGCGAAGCAGCAGCUAUCCGAGGAGGAGUUUCGUUAGACUUCAAGUGCAAUGUUGACGGCGUUGUCUGGUCUCCAAAUACUUGGCUUCUCCAAGGAGUCAAAGGAAAUCCUCAGGAUUCCAUUCAGGUCGAACUGAUCUGCCAAAAUGCGGCUAGCAAUAUUGAAUUUAAACAUAUCAUCAGGCUAACAGAAGACCUGUUGCGGUCUGAAAUCGUGGUAUCCAACACUAGCGAUUCAUCAUCCUGCACAUUCGAGGGUGCAAUUUUAAGCCAUCUGACAGUGAGCACACCCGAAGCAACAUACGCCAUUGGACUCGAAGGAUCAGAUUUUAGUAGCAGGCAUCCUGUUUCCUCAGAUUAUAGCCUGGUUCACCCCAGCUUUGGCAAUACCGGAUCAAGCAAACAAAAGGGAUUCCUGAAUAAUCUCUUAGCCAGCUGGGCGGCAAAAGGCAACAGACAACAUGGUGAUGAGACAAUUAAAGAAGAAACAACGGAGGGAGAAGAAGAGGAAAACUACAAAAGUCUGCAGGAAGAAAUGAGCAGGAUUUACACCAGCUCACCUCGCUCCUUCACAGUUCUUGACAGGGGUAGGAGAAACUCAGUGCAAUUGGGAAGAGAAGGUUUCAAAGAACUAUACCUGUUUAGUCCAGGAUCCAGCCAUGAAUGGUACGGCGACUAUGCUUAUGUAUGUGUAGGACAAGCAGCUCUGCUCCAACCAAUAACCUUGAACGCUCAAAGCCAAUGGAAAGGCAAGCAGCAGAUAUGCAAUCCAAACUUAUGA